This is a messenger RNA of Pneumocystis carinii B80, 1238 nucleotides long. RefSeq lists its product as hypothetical. Gene Ontology annotation, molecular function: protein binding; histone H3K36 methyltransferase activity. Gene Ontology annotation, biological process: regulation of DNA-templated transcription. Lineage: Eukaryota; Fungi; Ascomycota; Pneumocystomycetes; Pneumocystales; Pneumocystaceae. The record is from RefSeq and is a predicted model, not a curated record. Bases 47 to 1117 code for a protein of 356 amino acids. Gene Ontology annotation, cellular component: chromatin; nucleus. The transcript has 6 exons.
UAAUUGAUAUCAAUUAGAAUAAUAUAGUUUAAUUGAAUCAAUUUCUAUGAUAUCAGAGCGGUUAAGAGAUUUGCGAAAAAAAAAUUGUUUAGAGGGGAAUUGUUAUAAUAAAGAAGGAAGAGGAUGCGUUGAUAAAUUGAGGAAUUUUUUCUCUAAAUCUUUAAUUCCAAGCAAAAAAAAAGGAUCUUUAAUUUUAUUUGAAGCAGUUGAAGCGGCACGAUGUUCUUUGAAUAGAGAUAAUGUGGAAAAAAAAAGGAAUGUAUCAUGUGAAGAUAAAGAUACAAGUAAAAAUUUUGUAAAAAAAAGAAAAACAUAUUUAACUCGAGGUCUUUAUGCAUUUUCAUUUAAUUGCAGCAGAGAAUCGGAUUUGAAUAAUUUGAAAAAAAAAGAAAUAUUUCCUUUGCCAAUGUAUUAUGGGAUUACAUUGAUGGAUCAUUUAAGGGAUUUUAAAUUGCCAUGGAAUUUAUUUGCUACAUCGAAAAUAACAUAUAGACCGGAAGGUUGGAGAUAUAUAAAACAAAAUAUUUAUGGUAAAGAAAAGUUUAAAAAGAUUUUUCGUCCUAAAUGCAAUUGCAAGCAAGGUUCUAAUUGCGGGGAUGGUUGUUUAAAUAGAGAACUUUUUUAUGAAUGUGAUGAUACUACAUGUGCUCUUAAUAAUUCUCAAGAAUGUUCUAAUCGUGCUUUUCAACACUAUACAAAAAAGAGAAUGGAGGGGAGACUUUCUUCUUUAAAUACGGAAAUUGUUUGGACAGGAAAUUGUGGAUUUGGUCUUCGAUCUCUUCGUGAUUUCGAAGCAAACUCUCUUAUAGUUGAGUACUGUGGAGAAGUAAUAGAGAAAAAAGAACUAUUUCGUAGAAUGAAUAGUAUUUACAAAAAUGCUCAGAAUUAUUAUUUUUUAAAUUUUGAGUCAGGACUAGUUUUGGAUGCUGGAAUUAAGGGAAAUGAAUCUCGCUUUAUUAACCAUUCUUGUGAGCCUAAUUGUAAAAUUGAAAAAUGGUAUGUAAAAGGUAUUCCACGUAUUGGUGUUUUUGCUGGAGAAGCUGGAUUAUUUGCUGGAGAAGAUAUAACAUAUGAUUAUAAUUUUAGGAAAGUAAAAACUUAUUAUAUUAUUAUUUAACUAUUAAUAGUUGGUUUGAAGGUGCAGAACAACAAAUUUGUUAUUGUUCUUCGGCAAAUUGCCGAGGUUUUAUAGGGAAAAAAUGUAGUAAAAAUAACUCAAAAACAGAAAAGUUUUCAAA